AUGGUAAGACAUAACAAUCAAUUACCGGAUAAUCUUCCACAAUUGCAGAAUCUUAUCAAGCGUGAUCCAGAAUCUUACAAGGAAGAGUUUCUUCAGCAACAUCUGCAUUAUAAGUCUACACUAGAAGUUUUCCAUCUGGAGCCCACGCAAUUUAACAAAAGUCUCGAUGAGCUAGUAACCUUCUUGGCUCAGGUUGCCCAUUGUUAUCCAAAUGAUUUGAAAACAUAUCCUCAAGAGAUUAUCGAUAUAUUACAAACUCAUAACAUUAUACUAGACAAUGAAAUGCGAAUGACAUUUUGUAAAGCGUUAAUUCAACUACGCAACAAAUCCCUCUUAGAACCUACUGCACUUCUCAGUUUAUUUUUUGAGCUUUUAAGAUGUCAAGAUAAAAUCUUAAGACAAUUCCUCCAAACGCAUAUUGUCACAGAUAUUAAAAAUAUUAAUGCAAAGCAUAAAAAUGCCAAAGUUAAUACAGUGUUACAAAAUUUCAUGUUCUCUAUGUUAAAAGAUCCAAAUGUAAGAGCUGCGAAGAUGUCUGUAGAUAUUAUGAUAGAAUUGUAUAAUAAAAAUGUUUGGAACGACGUCAAGACUGUCAAUGUUAUAGCAACGGGUUGUUUUUCGAAAAUAACAAAAGUAAUGGUUGCUAGUUUGAAAUUUUUUCUGGGAACUCAUUCGGUAGAAAAAGAAAGUGAUGACAGUGAUUCAGAUGAUGAGCCAAAUAUGAAGGAAAUUAUGAUUGCUAAUAAAGUAAACAAAAAAACAAAGAAACGUCAAAAGCAAUUAAAGAAAGCUAAACAAUCAUUCAUAAAAGCUAAAAAGAAGAAGUCUAAAGCACCGCAAUAUAAUUUUUCAGCGUUGCAUCUAAUUCAUGAUCCACAAGAUUUUGCUGAAAAAUUAUUCAAGCAGAUAGAAAAAAAUAAUGAUAGAUUUGAAGUAAAACUCAUGACUCUGGAUGUUGUGUCUAGACUUAUUGGCUUGCAUAGUUUAUUUCUCUUAAACUUUUAUCCGUAUAUACAAAGAUUCCUUCAGCCUCAUCAACGAGAGGUUACAAAACUUUUACAAUUCAUAGCUCAGGCUUCACAUGAAUUAGUACCACCUGAUGUGUUAGAACCCAUUUUGAAGACAUUGGCAAACAAUUUCAUAACGGAAAGAAAUUCUGCAGAUGUGAUGGCCAUUGGUUUAAAUACCGUACGUGAAAUAUGUACACGAUGUCCGUUGGCCAUGAAUGAGGAUCUACUCGAGGAUUUAACACGAUACAAGCAUUAUAAGGAACGUUCUGUUAUGAUGGCAGCGCAAUCUUUAAUUGGAACAUUCAGGCGUAUAAUGCCCGACUUAUUAUGUAAGAAAGACCGAGGCCGUCCUACAGAAGCUAAUGUUAUGAUAAAGUCUUCUAAAUAUGGUGAAAUUCGAGCAAGUGAAUUUGUACCAGGAUCAGAAGUUUUACAUAAUCAAUCUGUUGAGAAUACUGAAGAGACUAAUGAUACCGACAAAGAGGAUGAUGACGAGUGGAUCGAUGUAAGUGAAAAUAGUGGGAAGGAAAUCAGCGACGAAGAAAUCAGCGACGAGGAAAUCAGCGACGAGGAAGUCAGUGAUGAGGAAAUCGACGAGGACGAGUUAACUAAUGAAUCAGCGAAAUCUUCCAUUAACGAAAAUAAAGAUGAUAAAACUUUAACGUUAUCACACAGUGAAAACAGUAGUGUGCAGAAUACUUGUGAAGCGGAUAGCGGAGAACAAAAAACAAAUAAAGUUUUGCAAAAGAAAAACGCUUUAACAAAGCAAGAAAAAAAGGCACAAAAAUUAGAAAAGAAGGCAAAAUUUAAAUCUGAAAAAAACGAAGAAUUAACAGCUGAGCGAAAAAUGAAAGCAUCUGUGAUAUCUACUGAAAGAUUACUCACGGAUAAAGAUUUCAGAAAAAUUGAUGUCGCAUUAGCAAAGCAAGACGUAACAUACAUUAAACGUGGCGUUAAGAGAACGCAUGAUAAAGUAGAGAUAGAUAAAAGUGGAGAAUUGGUAAAACUUAGCGAUAUAGAAAACAUAUAUAAGAAACGCAAGCAUGAUAAGGUUGCUCGACAGAAAUCUGUGAAGAAAGGGCAAAAAGGACGAGACAAAUUCGGUUUUAAGGAUCGACGACAAAAUCCAUUAUGCAGUACCACAAAUCGUGAGAAGAGAAAAGGGAAAGCAUUUUCAAUGUUAAAACAGAAAUUAAAAACAAAAGUAAAACGAUCUUUUAGAGAGAAACAAAUAGCUCUUAAAAAUCAUCUGAUAAAGCAAAAAAGAAUGAAAUAA
Molecule: messenger RNA, 2286 nt
Organism: Cyphomyrmex costatus
Lineage: Eukaryota; Metazoa; Arthropoda; Insecta; Hymenoptera; Formicidae
Gene: Mys45A
Product: SDA1 domain containing protein Mys45A
Exons: 9
Coding region: 1-2286 (761 amino acids)
Biological process (GO): ribosomal large subunit export from nucleus; ribosomal large subunit biogenesis
Cellular component (GO): nucleolus
Source: RefSeq, a predicted model, not a curated record